AUGGAGAAAUCUUCGGCGAGCAGCAGCAGCAGCAGCAGAUGGAUGGCGUUUGAGGAAAAGCAGAGUUCCGCUCCCGGCGGGGUGGCCGCCAGCAUAGCGGAGAGGACGGCGGAGUGGGGCCUGCAGGUGGUGAGGUCCGACGCCGGAGAAGGCAGCUUCAAGGCGGUGAGGCGCUCAUCCGGCGAGCAGGGCGGCUUUAUGUCGUCGAGGACGUCGGAGGAAUCGGACGUCGGGGCGGCGCUUCCCAGGGUGUCGCAGGAGCUCAAGGAUGCUCUCGCCACUCUGCAGCAGACCUUUGUGGUCUCCGACGCCACCAAACCCGACUGCCCCAUACUCUACGCCAGCAGCGGCUUCUUCACCAUGACUGGCUACUCCUCCAAGGAAGUCGUCGGCCGUAAUUGCCGAUUCCUGCAAGGGCCGGACACAGACGAGAAGGAAGUAGGCAAGAUUCGAGACGCGGUGAAGAAUGGGAGCAGCUACAGCGGCAGGCUUCUCAACUACAAGAAGGAUGGCACUCCUUUCUGGAAUCUCCUCACUGUUACUCCCAUCAAAGAUGACCUCGGCAACACCAUCAAAUUCAUUGGGAUGCAGGUGGAGGUCAGCAAGUACACAGAAGGCAUCGUCGACAAGGCCUUGCGCCCCAAUGGCUUGCCCAAAUCUCUCAUUCGUUACGACGCACGUCAGAAGGAGAAGGCUCUGGAUUCAAUCACUGAAGUUGUGCAAACGGUCAAGCAUCCCAAGUCCCAUAGACGGGCAACGAGUCACGACAUUGCCAACAAUCUUGAUUUGGUCCUGCCCGAAUCUGCUGAAGUUAUGUCCAUGCCUACGCCUGGUGGAGAAACUCCUCGUUCCGACUCUGGAGCCGGGGCUUUUGGCAUUGGUAGUCCUCAUGUUUAUGCUCAUAAACACAGAAGUUCUUUGAGGAUCUCCUUAAUGGGCCGGUUUAAAGGUCCUUCUAUUAGUUCUUCGAGGAAGUAUGAAGAGCCACCAGUUAUGGAACCGGAGAUUUUGAUGACCAAGGAAGUCAGUCGUACUAACAGUUGGGAACAUGCUGAACGAGAAAGGGACAUGCGCCAAGGUUUUGAUUUGGCAACCACAUUAGAGCGGAUUGAGAAGAAUUUUGUGAUCACAGAUCCAAGACUUCCUGAUAACCCUAUUAUAUUUGCUUCUGAUAGCUUUCUUGAACUAACUGAAUUUACACGUGAAGAAAUUUUGGGAAGGAAUUGUAGGUUUCUACAAGGACCCGAAACAGAUCAAGCGACCGUGUCAAAGAUAAGAGAUGCAAUAAGAGAACAGAGGGAAAUCACGGUUCAGUUGAUCAACUACACUAAAAGUGGAAAGAAAUUCUGGAACUUGUUUCACUUGCAACCAAUGCGCGACCAAAAGGGGGAGCUGCAAUACUUCAUUGGUGUUCAGCUCGAUGGAAGUGAUCAUGUGGAACCCUUAAGAAACCGUCUUUCAGAGAAUGCUGAGCUGCAGAGCGCGAAGUUGGUCAAAGCUACUGCUGAAAAUGUUGACGAGGCCGUUCGAGAACUUCCGGAUGCCAAUUUGAGACCAGAAGAUUUGUGGGCGAUUCAUUCGAAGCCUGUAUUUCCACGGCCUCACAAAAGGGAUAGUUCUUCAUGGAGAGCAAUACAAAAGAUUACCUCUCGUGGUGAAAAGAUUGGGCUGCAUCAUUUCAAGCCCAUUAAACCUUUGGGUUGUGGUGAUACUGGCAGUGUUCAUUUAGUGGAGCUGGAAGAAACAGGCGAACUUUACGCUAUGAAGGCAAUGGAAAAAUCCAUGAUGAUGAACCGUAACAAGGUUCACCGAGCAUGCAUUGAGAGAGAAAUCAUUUCACUUCUGGAUCAUCCUUUUCUUCCAACACUAUAUACCUCCUUCGAGACUUCAACGCAUGUAUGUCUAAUAACAGACUUUUGUCCUGGUGGAGAGCUAUUUGCAGUACUUGACAAGCAACCUAUGAAAUUGUUUAAGGAGGAAUCUGCAAGAUUCUAUGCAGCAGAGGUUGUUAUUGGCUUGGAGUAUCUUCACUGUCUAGGAAUUGUUUACCGGGACUUGAAGCCUGAGAAUAUUUUGAUCCAUCAGGAUGGUCAUGUUGUCUUAACUGACUUCGACCUGUCUUAUAUGGGAUUGUGUAAACCACAGGUUAUAAAACAUCCUCCACCAAACAAUAGAAGAAGAUCCAAGAGUCAGCCUCCUCCGAUGUUUGUUGCAGAACCUAUAGCACAUUCAAAUUCAUUUGUGGGAACUGAAGAAUACAUUGCUCCUGAAAUUAUCACAGGUACAGGCCAUAGUAGUGCUAUUGAUUGGUGGGCUCUUGGGAUUUUGUUGUAUGAGAUGCUGUAUGGUCGCACUCCUUUUCGGGGGAAGAACAGGCAGAAGACAUUUGCCAACAUUUUGCACAAAGAUCUUACAUUUCCGAGUAGCAUACCGGUGAGCCUUGGUGCAAGGCAGUUGAUCUAUGGAUUGUUGAACCGAGACCCUGCUAGCCGUUUAGGGUCGAGUACUGGUGCCAAUGAGAUCAAACAACAUCCGUUCUUCCGUGGACUCAAUUGGCCUUUGAUACGUUGCAUGAGUCCACCAGCGCUGGAAGUUCCUCUCCAGUUGAUUGGUAAUGAACCGACAGCCAAAGGUGUUUCGUGGGAAGAUGACGGGGUGUUGACAUCAGCUGCAGACAUGGAGAUUUUUUGA
This is a messenger RNA of Linum trigynum, 2691 nucleotides long. Lineage: Eukaryota; Viridiplantae; Streptophyta; Magnoliopsida; Malpighiales; Linaceae. The record is from the annotation of a GenBank genome assembly.